Rotaria sp. Silwood2 is the source of this 249-nucleotide messenger RNA. NCBI's taxonomy places the organism in Eukaryota, Metazoa, Rotifera, Eurotatoria, Philodinida, Philodinidae. The record is from the annotation of a GenBank genome assembly.
AUGGCUUCGAUGAAUUACUGUUUAACUGUAUGUCAUGCAGUUAAAGAAGAACAUAAACAAAACACUCAACAAAAUGCAUCAUCAUCACCAGUUAAUAUUCCGAAGUCAACUUCGCAUAAUAGUGGUACUACAUUUUUUGGAAAUAUUUUUUCAUUUGGCUCAAUAUCAGCUGCAUCAUCAUCAAUACUUAAUACUUCAUUGACUUCAACAUCCUUGAAUUUUACUGAUAUUGAUGAAAGUCCAUACUAA